CCUUUCGGAUUCUCAUUCGCUUCAUCAGCCUUAUCGCCUCUGGCAAUAAUAUUUCUCGUGGUAGUGUCAUAUAAAAUUGAGGUGCGGUAUUCGUUUCCUAAUCUAUUUUUGAAAAGGAAUCUGUCAAAAAAAGAAAAUACACGUAUAAAAUCUGUUAAUUUAAUGUCGACUAACCUUUCAUUAAACUUUAUAUUAUUAUUGAUGGCCACCGCUGUAGAGGUGAUCAAGUCAUAGCCCAAAUCUAUACGAAGUAAGUAACGCCGUAAUUUAAAAAAAUAAGUCGCUUACCGAUAAUAAUACAAUAUCUAUGCCGAGAAUAGUCAUAGAGUUCUUCCAUCUUCUUUCUUCUACGACACGAUGUUAAAAGGGGCGAAAGCACGAAUACG
Messenger RNA from Mucor mucedo, 386 nucleotides. RefSeq lists its product as uncharacterized. The record is from RefSeq and is a predicted model, not a curated record. NCBI's taxonomy places the organism in Eukaryota, Fungi, Mucoromycota, Mucoromycetes, Mucorales, Mucoraceae. The annotation marks the transcript as partial. The transcript has a single exon.